Styela clava is the source of this 2241-nucleotide messenger RNA. Lineage: Eukaryota; Metazoa; Chordata; Ascidiacea; Stolidobranchia; Styelidae. The record is from RefSeq and is a predicted model, not a curated record.
AUGGCUCGUCUCAGACCCAUUUUGGGAGUGGUGAUUUUAUUCGCUUUAGCAGCGUGUUUGACAAUAUGGAAUACAAAUCAACGCAGUAUUAAUACUGAAAAAUUGGAGAAGAGAGAAAUUAAAGAAUCCUACCCUAUGAUAAAAGCAAACAAUAAAAAGUACAUGACAUUCGAUGAUUGGCUAGAAGGGAAAUUUGAGCCAAAAUCGUAUUAUCCAGACUGGGUUUCAGAUUCCGAAUACAUUUAUAAAAGAAACGAUCAAGCUAUAUUGAAGAGGAAUAUAACCAAUUUAGAUGAAUGCGAGCUGCUUAGUUCUUCUGCUUGGCGCAGUUUGCCAAAUCCGUCGACUUUUUCUGCAUCGGCUGAUCUUCAAUACAUUGCGAUUACAUAUGAACAUAUGGAUGACAUGACAUCUAAUCCUGUUCAAAUUACUAACGACGGAGAAAAUAAUGUGAUUUUCAAUGGAAUAACUGAUUGGGGAUAUAACCUCAUAUUCAAAACACCUUUAGUCUGGUGGUCACCAAAUGGAGCAUACUUUGCUUAUGCUAAAAUCAAUCAAACCGUGGUGAAAACUUUUGAUUUUGCUUAUUACGGAGGAGAUCUGUAUCCUAAGAUUGUAGGUUUAUCAUAUCCAAAACCCGGUACUCCGAUAUCUCAAACAUCAAUUUAUAUUGUCAAUACGAACAAUCCAACGCAAGGUACAAAGAUUAAGCCAACCGAGACGGUAACCAAUUGGGAGGAAUACUAUUUAAACUCUGUUGUUUGGAGGGACAAUUUGAUGUUUACUCCUACAUGGAAAAAUCGACGCCAAAUUGAAGCAGUGACAGAAACGUGUACAGAAGCAAACUCAUGGUCUUGCAAUCAUGUGUCAAAUGAGGAAAUAUUCACAAAUGGCAAAGGUUGGCUGGGUAACUACAGGCCUUCGGAUUUGGUACCAGUAGCAGAUGCAAAUGAAUAUUUAGCAGCCAGAGUGAAUUCGUUCGGUUACACACACCUUGUUCUUGUUGAUGUAACCAAUAAUGUACUUGACUGGCGUACAAAUGGAUCUUUUGAGGUGACUGGGCGUGUGAACACAGAUAUAGGUUCAAUACCAGUUAACUUUUAUGACAAAAGGAAUGAUUGGGCUUAUUUCACAAGCACGGAAGUCGAGAACACAGAAGAAGGAUCAGCUCGAUUGCGCCACUUGUGGAGAGUUAAAGCACACGGAAAUGACAAGACAAGAGAGUGUAUAACAUGUGAUCUGAAUACAAUUUAUACUGAUAGAUGUAAUUGGGUUGAUUCAUCAUUCAGUCCCGAAGGAAAUAAUGUCAUUAUAAACUGUGGAGGGACAGGAAACGGUGUACCGAUUUCUACAUACCAUCAUAUUUCUGAAUCCGGUGACAUCAACUUUGUUGAAGUAAAGGAAAAUAAUACACAACUGAUCCAAAAUUUGGGAACAUAUAACUUUCGAACACGUGAGUAUGGUGAACUCAGUCUUCCGCAAGUCGAUGAUGAAGUUUUUUAUUAUACUUUACACAAACCGGAAAAUUUUGAUCCAAGCAAGAAAUAUCCAUUGCUGGUGCAAGUGUAUUCUGGCCCUGGUUACCAAGACACAAUAGAUUCAUUUGUGUCUACUUGGGCGACUGGGUAUUUACCAAGUAGUGAUCUUGAUAUUGUGGUGAUGACGUUUGAUGGCAGAGGUACUGGUUUCAGAGGAGAAAAGAUUCGAAAUAUGGUUUAUCAUCGUUUGGGAGAAUUCGAACCAUUGGACCAGAUCGAAGCAACCAGACAAAUAUCUGAAAAGUAUGAUUUUGUUGAUAAAAACAGAAUUGCGAUAUGGGGAAGAUCCUAUGGAGGAUACAUCACUGCAAGGACGAUGUCUGAAGAUCAAAAUCUUUUGUUCAAAUGUGGAUUAUCAGUUGCUCCUGUGACUGACUGGAUGACAUAUCAUAACUUUUACACUGAACGUUACAUGGGAUUGCCGAGUGAAAAUGAGGUCGGAUACAACAAAUCCACAGUGUUUCAAAAGCUUCACAACAUUGGAAAGCAUUAUUUUGUUCUAGUCCACGGUACUAGUGACGAAAAUGUACAUUUUUUGCACGCUGCCAGGUUGACGAAAGCUAUGAUAGAAGAAGAUCUUGACUUUUCAGCAUAUUUUGCUGGUGAUGAAACUCACAGGUUCAAUCGAGGAAGGAACGCAUAUGGCCACCAUUACAAAUUACUGACACAUCACUUGAAAGUCUGCUUUGGACUUUGAUAUAAA